AUGGUCAACGAUGUCCAGGACUAUUUCACCAAGGGCCCUGUUAUUGGUAAGACCCGUACGGUGGAGCAGGUUGAGCAGACGAUGGAGCUGACCUUCAACUUCAAAGGGAACGACAAGUACGAGACGGUAGAGAAGUUACCCGAGGGUGGGGAGGGCCAGUGCUCCGUCAUGAAGUCGAAGACCACCGGCAACCUCUUCGUCGUGAAGCACACGAAGGCAGUCAGGCUCCGCGACCCGAAGGAGAGGGAGGAGCUCGAUUCGAAGACUCACAGAUACCCAAACGAGGCUAGGAUCUUGGGUAUGACGUUGAAGGCUCAGCGGAACAUCGUGCAGAUGGUUCAGAUCACUGAGGAUCAUAAGGAGCCCGGCCGAUAUUUCUUGUGGAUGGAGUAUUGCUCAGGGGGUGAUCUGAUCAGUCAGAUUCUCUAUUGGUGGAAGAGGAAGAGAUGCCCAGUGCCGGAGCAGUUCCUCUUGCAUACCUUCGUGUCUCUGGUUGAUGGGCUUGCGUUUCUCCACCACGGACUUCGAUCAAAAGGUGAUGGCCGCUUCACCGAAGACGAGUUCCACGAGGCGGUCAUUCAUGCCGAUCUCAAAGCAGAGAACGUUUUCCUUCGAUGGAGCGACAAGUCGUUAGGUGGCAUGCCGGAGGUCGUUCUUGGUGACUUUGGCAUUGCCAAGAAGGCCAGCAAGACGGAUGCCAAGCUGAGCGCCGGCACACCCGCUUACAUGGCACCAGAAGACGUCGCAAUCCACCAGAAUGUUCCCAUGUCUUCCGAGUACGAGGAGACUUGGCUCAAAGUGGUCAAUAGCAGAACCACUGCGAUGGACAUGUACUCCCUAGGGCAAGUCAUGUACCAGAUGGUGGCCAAAGAGCCAGAGCCACGAGAGAUCGGUCUGGACCCAACAGACCUCAGAAUCUCACGUGAGUAUGAUACUCCUGGCCUUUGUGAGACGAUCGUCAGGUGUUUGACAGUUGACAAGAACCUGCGUGCCCAGGCCUCGUUCCACCAGACCUUGGGCAUCCUGCCCGCCAUCAAUCGCCUGCGAACGGCUCGGAAUGCCCUGGUGCAGAGAAGGACAACCUUGGACCGGAUGGAGUGGGCUCGUCCGGCAAAGUAG
This is a messenger RNA of Zasmidium cellare ATCC 36951, 1119 nucleotides long. RefSeq lists its product as uncharacterized. Gene Ontology annotation, molecular function: ATP binding; protein kinase activity. The transcript has a single exon. Gene Ontology annotation, cellular component: cytoplasm; nucleus; centrosome. The coding region runs from base 1 to 1119 and encodes 372 amino acids. Lineage: Eukaryota; Fungi; Ascomycota; Dothideomycetes; Mycosphaerellales; Mycosphaerellaceae. Gene Ontology annotation, biological process: protein phosphorylation; chromosome segregation. The record is from RefSeq and is a predicted model, not a curated record.